AGAGAGAGGCAGUGACGUCCGAAGCAUCAGUAGCGUUUAGCCCAGGGUUUAUUCCAGAAGCCGCGUCCACCUCGACCAAAAAACAGCCGGUUUAAGGCAAGAUCUGCCUUUUUAACGCCUUAUCUGCAAAGGUCUAGAGAUGGAUUUAUACGGAAAGAUGGCUGCCACUCAAGAUGGCAAACAGAAAGAGAACUCGGACCAAAACUUCGACUAUAUGUUUAAGCUGUUGAUCAUCGGGAACAGCAGUGUUGGGAAAACCUCUCUGCUGUUCCGCUACGCAGACGACGCCUUCACCUCGGCCUUCGUCAGCACGGUGGGCAUCGACUUUAAAGUCAAAACCGUCUACAAGAACGACAAGAGGAUCAAACUGCAGAUCUGGGACACAGCAGGCCAGGAGAGGUACAGGACCAUCACUACAGCCUACUACAGAGGAGCUAUGGGCUUCAUCCUCGUGUAUGAUAUCACUAAUGAGGAGUCUUUUGCUGCUGUGCAAGACUGGUCAACUCAGAUUAAGACCUACUCUUGGGACAAUGCCCAGGUGAUCCUGGUUGGAAACAAAUGUGACAUGGAGGAGGAGAGGAUAGUCUCUGUGGACAGUGGAAGACUGCUGGCAGAACAGCUGGGUUUUGAGUUCUUUGAGACGAGUGCCAAGGACAACAUCAAUGUCAAGCAGACCUUUGAACGUUUGGUGGACAUUAUCUGCGCUAAAAUGGCUGACAGCCUUGAGACGGACCCUGCUGUAACCACGGGAACUCCCACAGCCAGACUGACCGACAACCCGGUACCCCCUCAGCAGUCCGACUGUAGCUGCUAGCGUUACUCACGCAGGCCAUGUGCGUUUGUGGCUCCUGUGCUGUUGCCAAGCUUCUGUAUUUGAAGACAUCACCAAGCCCCAGGCCAAACUGUAGGCAAGUUAGAUGAUCUCUUGUUUAAUUCUGAAAAAUAUUAGGGCUGAUUUUCCACACAGUGACUAAACAUAUACCUGGACUCGUUAUCAACGUGGAGUCCUCAGUUUAGACUUCUGUCUGGAAAACCUAACUGCUAACUGUAGGGUACAGUGAAGUUGUGCCAAAAUAUCAGUGUCAAAGUUACCUGUCUGAUAAAGCCAUUAUGCCACUGUACGGGCCUUAUCUUAUGCAUUGAGGUUUAUGUAAUCCCAGUAGAUCUCCUAAACUGUGCAAUAUCCUGUAUGUGUCAUUUUAGAGAAGAAGCCAUGAGCUGAAAUCAGCUGUAUUUAUUCCCGCUUGUCUCAGGGGAAUUGAAUCUGUGUGCUCUCUUUCUACCUAAUGUAUAUGUAUAUAAUUGUUCAGCCUUUGUUUAACUUAUUGAACGAGCUCUGUGUUUUGCAUUUGCUGAUUAGUUGACUGGUUAUUCAAUGUGUGCCCUGAUAUAUAUUGUAAAGUUAUAAGAACAGAUAAAUAAAU
Molecule: messenger RNA, 1424 nt
Organism: Colossoma macropomum (tambaqui)
Lineage: Eukaryota; Metazoa; Chordata; Actinopteri; Characiformes; Serrasalmidae
Gene: rab3c
Product: RAB3C, member RAS oncogene family
Exons: 5
Coding region: 140-814 (224 amino acids)
Biological process (GO): regulation of exocytosis; protein secretion; protein localization to plasma membrane
Cellular component (GO): endosome; plasma membrane; synaptic vesicle
Molecular function (GO): GTP binding; GTPase activity
Source: RefSeq, a predicted model, not a curated record